AUGCUUAAAACCCCAGUGCGUCGAUCUAUAGUUGAAAACAACCAGUUGUAUUAUCCUUUUGGAAUUACUCGGUUUCGUAACAUAUUGGAAAAUUUAAGCUGUGGAAUUGGUUGUGACAAUGGCAUCAAGAUCCUGCUUCUUAGAUGUGGCGACUUGAGAAACACACUUCAGGCAACAACCAAUGGAAAUGCAUCACAAUUUCACAUCUACCUCAAUGACAAUAAUCCAUCAAUCUUGGCUCGAAACAUCAUCAUUCUGAAAAUCCUAUCAGAUCGGUGUUUUAAUCCUGAGAAAGAGGAGGAUUUAAGCUUUCUUUGGGAUAUCUGGUAUAAUGCUGAAUGGCCUGAGGUCACUACCAAAAGAUUCCUGGUUGUUUUGAAGGAUAUCUUGGAUGGAAAAUUUCCAGAAAAUGUUUCUGUUCCUGAUACAAGCCAGCGGCAAGGUUUGAAACAAGUGUGGAGUUCUUGGUUAACCACUUGUUCUGGAGAUGAAUCAAAAUUGACAUCAUUUAUGCAAAAAAUCCGGAAAGAAAGGUCCACAUUUGUCUGGAAAGAGUAUGACGGUUGGGUUGGCGGAUUUCGUGCCCUGCUGGGGAUGAACAGUAUCGAACUCUUUAAUGAAGCUGUAGACAAGAUCGCUGAUGACUUUUACGAGGAAAAUUUUGUAGGUAUUGAAGAAUUGCCGAAUUCUGCAAUGCAGAAAAAUCGAGAUGAAGUUCUUCGUUAUUUCUCAACUGGCAACUGUAGGCUUCAAAGCGAAACUAGCGUUGUUUGUGUGAAUCCAACCAUGCUCGACCCAAUAACUCAUCGUUGGGAAGUUCAUUUUUUAAUAACCCCUUUUGAUGGUUACCUUCCACUAGCUAGAGAAGAGUUGGAUACUUCAGCAAACGACAACUUGCUAGUUCGAUCUUGUCAGAAAAUACUCAAGAAAUUUAUUACUUCUUAUCGAAGUCACAUUGAUAAAGUCCAAAUCUCUGUCUACUUGGAGGAUUUCUUUGAGUUCUGCUACGCCACCACUCAUCAGUUUGACGUCAUUGAUUGUUGCAGUCUUCCCGACCAAACUGGAUUAGCUAACGUUAUCAACGCUGCGACUGCAAGAUUAUCCGAUAACCAACAAUCUACUUUGUUCACUCAAGCUAUGAAAUGGAAGGAUGUAGGAGAUACAGUGGAGAAAUACGUCGAAGAAUCUCUUUGCGUCCCUUUGAACAUGAUCCCAACCAUCUAUGGAGUGCGAAUGGAUAAUCACGUCGAACUAGGAGCUUCAGCACUCCUCAACUUGCGACGUCAGAGAACCUUUCCGCUGAACUUAAGAUGGAAGAAAGCACCUUCCUUUCGGAACGUAUCAUUGGCUCCUUCGCCGUUGCUGGAUCGUUGUUUGGAUCGAAUAGUAGACAAAUGUUUUGAUAUUUUAUUCCCUCGCCGCAUGUUUGGGCCUCAACCUGGAGAUGAGUGUGGUAUGAACUUGUACACUCCGCUAACGUAUGACUAUAUAGUUAGCUCGAUGAUUCAGCGUGUUGGAGGGGACACUUGGUUCAAAGAAGACCGAAAGGAUACAAAUUGUAUGUUCAGCUUUUUUGAUUUAUCGAAGAGAACAACAAAAGCCUGGAAGAAUGGUCAACCAGUUCUGAAGCUGACAGCCCAUGCCGACAAAUGCUUCCGUAUUCUUAAAGGGACUCCAGUACUUCGUCUUAUUUUGAUUCCUUGUUCAGUGUUCAACGAAUCCAUGGCAUUUAGAGACAAUUUUGAUCUGUCUGGUCCUGGAAACCAUAUAAUCGAUAACUUUCAGUUUGAAAUGAAGAGGAAUCCGGAGGAAAAGAGAAAAGUAUCAAUUUCGUUUUUAUUAGUUCCGGAUCAUGGUCUCGAAAAAAGCCACCUUGCUUUCCUUCUGGAUCUCGCGGAUGGGUUUCCGAAUUACGUAUUCCAAGCUCUCGGGUAUAUGCAAACUGAACCGUUUCUUGAACCUUAUCCGUUUGCCGCUAAAAAGCCUGCCAUUCCGGCUUCUUCUAUUACGGUCCAACCACCCCAGAUGGUCGUCAAAAAUUGUAUCGAGUUUGAAGAUCAGUACCUGCUGAGAAUAGAUAUUUCAUGUAGCGAUAACGUCUCCGGUCUGAUCGUGUCGACGAAUCAGAGAAAGCCAUGCGAGUCUGCACACGACGUCACCGUUUCACUUAGUCAACCGAAUAACUUGGAGCCUCUGAGUAUGACUUUUCCCCACCCGAUCCUUGUCGAUGAUAUCCGCGCUAAGCUCCACCUCAAAGACCAUUUUAUUAAUUUGGUUAUGAAGAAAGCUCUGCUUGAGCCAUGGCCGCAUGAAUAUCAAACCGAGCAUACGAAAUGGAAUGCUGACCGACUGAAGCUCUGGGAGGAAAAAGAAGUUACGUUGGAGCAUGACAGCGGAAUAUCCCUUCCCUCUUUAUCUUCUUCUUGCAUGAACUCGUCGAUGGUUCAUCUUAUGUGCCAGUUCCAGUUCUCCGAGGUUCAGACGCCUUCGCUAAUGAAGAAAACCCCAUUGAAUCAAGUUCGUUGCAUCAUCAGAGGCAUUUUUCAACGUUUCAUCAGUCGCAAAGCAACUCGCACAAAUUUCGUAUGCAUUUUUCAAAAAGGAUCGUCUGUAGAAAAUCCUGAUUGGUACCUCCGAGUGCAUAAACCGAUUCGCACCUCUCCACAGGGAAGCCCGAUUUUGAUGAUUUCUGCUUUUGACAACAAGCUUGCCAAAAAAUUUGAAACUCUGCAGGAAGCAAGCAAUCUCAAAGUUGGAAAUAAUUUCUCUCAAGUUUUUCCUGUUCUGAAACCCCAGGAAACUAUGACGAUUGAAGCUGAAUCGGCCGGAAGUUUAGAAUUAUUCCGCUACGUUUUAAGACUCAAUUCGUUGAAGAUUUUACCGAUUACUUGGCAAAAGCACAACCUUUACUUGGGAGAAGACAGUCCUUGGCUAGCAACUUUCCUUUCUCCACUCUAUGUGGAUUCUCCAUCAUUAAACGGCGAUGUCAACGAGAGUUCCGAAAUUGAGGAUAAUGAAAAAUGUCGUCUUAUGUAAGAUCAAUUGUUACAGAUAUAUUUAAACUAUGAUUUUUCAAUAAUAAAUAUCAAUUUACAGUCA
Molecule: messenger RNA, 3099 nt
Organism: Daphnia pulicaria
Lineage: Eukaryota; Metazoa; Arthropoda; Branchiopoda; Diplostraca; Daphniidae
Exons: 5
Coding region: 1-3036 (1011 amino acids)
Biological process (GO): regulation of transcription by RNA polymerase II
Cellular component (GO): nucleus
Molecular function (GO): DNA-binding transcription factor activity, RNA polymerase II-specific
Source: RefSeq, a predicted model, not a curated record